CGGGCGGGCGGCCGGGAGCGGCGGCGGCGGCGCCUGACACACAAUGAGGGCGGCGGGGAGGCGCUGAGCGGCGGCGGCGGCGAGCGACGCGGGGCCCGGGGGCGGGGCGGGGCGCCAGCCAUGGACAAUCAGUGCACUGUCCAGGUCAAGUUAGAGCUGGGACACCGCGCCCAACUGCGCAAGAAGCCCACCACGGAGGGGUUCACGCACGACUGGAUGGUGUUCGUCCGCGGCCCCGAGCAGUGCGAUAUCCAGCACUUCGUGGAGAAGGUGGUCUUCCGGCUGCACGACAGCUUCCCCAAGCCCAAGCGCGUGUGCAAGGAGCCCCCCUACAAGGUGGAGGAGUCGGGUUAUGCUGGCUUCAUCAUGCCCAUUGAGGUGUACUUUAAAAACAAGGAGGAGCCAAGGAAGGUUUGCUUCACCUACGACCUGUUCCUGAACCUGGAGGGCAACCCGCCUGUCAACCACCUGCGCUGUGAGAAGCUCACCUUCAACAACCCUACUGUGGAGUUCCGGUACAAGCUUCUGAUGGCCGGCGGGGUGAUGGUAAUGCCCGAAGGAGCAGAAACGGUGUCCAGGCCCAGCCCUGACUACCCCAUGUUACCCACAAUUCCACUCUCUGCCUUCUCUGACCCCAAGAAGACCAAACCGUCCCACGGCUCCAAGGACGCCAGCAGGGAGAGCGGCAAGGCCUGCAAGGCCCACAAGACAGCAAAGGAGCACCGGGAGCGGCCACGCAAGGACUCGGAGAGCAGGGGCCCCUCCAAGGAGCCGGAGCGUGAGCAGGCCCGGAGUGCCAAGGAUGCCACGCGGAAGCUGGGUGAGGGCCGGCCACCUAAGGAGGAGAAGGCCCCACCCCCCAAGGCCGCAUUCAAGGAGCCCAAGAUGGCCCUGAAGGAGACCAAACUGGAGAGCAUGUCUCCCAAGGGCGGACCCCCGCCGCCACCCCCGCCCAAGUCUUCCAGCAAGCGGCCGGCUGCCGCUGACUCGCCCAAGCCCAGUGCCAAAAAGCAGAAGAAGAGCAGCUCCAAGGGGUCCAGGAGCGCCCCCAGCACCUCGCCCCGCACCUCGUCUUCCUCCUUCUCGGACAAAAAGCCGGCCAAGGACAAGGGCAGCUCCAAAGGGGAGAAGGUCAAGGCCGAGAGCGAGCCCAGGGAGAUCAAAAAGCCUCCGGAGGUGGAGGAGUCCAACUCUGAGGACGAGGCCUCCUUCAAGACCGAGUCUGCCCAGUCCAGCCCGUCCAACUCCAGCUCCAGCUCCGACUCCAGUUCGGAUUCAGAUUUUGAGCCAUCUCAGAACCACAGUCAAGGACCCCUUCGUUCCAUGGUGGAGGGCCUGCAAUCGGAGGAAUCUGAUGAGGACGACUCUUCAUCAGGCGAGGAAGCUGCUGGCAAGACGAACGCAGCGAGGGACUCCAGAUUGAGCUUCAGUGACAGCGAGAGUGACAAUAGCGCAGACUCCUGCCUGCCCAGCCGGGAGCCCCCUCCUCCCAAGAAGCCGCCCCCACCCCACAGCAAGGCGUCAGGCCGCCGGAGCCCAGAGCCCUGUAGCAAGCCUGAGAAGAUCCUCAAGAGGGGUGCCUAUGACAAGGCCUACACGGACGAGCUGGUGGAGCUGCACCGGCGGCUGAUGGCGCUGCGGGAGCGUAACGUGCUGCAGCAGAUUGUGAACCUGAUCGAGGAAACUGGUCACUUCAAUGUCACCAACACCACCUUUGACUUCGAUCUCUUCUCCUUGGACGAGACCACCGUGCGCAAGCUGCAGAGCUACCUGGAGGCCGUGGCCACAUGACCCUGGGCCGGGUGCCAGGCCCUGUCCCCAGGGUCCUGGGAGGCCAUGACCGGGCCCUGCCUUCCUUCCUCUCUCGACUUGCCUGCCCGCAGCACUGCCUUAGUGACCGCCCUGCCCUCGGCCCACAUGGCCAGCUGCACUUUCCUCGUUGGGAGCCCCAGGGCCGAGGGGGGCCAGGCCUGCACCACUGCACCACUCUCAGGGGCCGUCACCUGGGCCCCUCUGGGAAAGCAGCUUGAGUUGAAGGCAGCGCCAGGCCUCACUCCUGAAGGGGAAGAAAUGUGCCCUGCAGUGGGGGCCUCGAUUCAUAGUGGGGGCCUCGAUUCAUAGUGGGGCAUGGGGCAUAGCUCCACUGCUGCGGUCCCUCUGAGCAGCUGGGGCACUGCCUCCAGCCUCCGCAAACGGUUCAGAACACACCCUCUGCACCCCAGGACCUCCGAGGGCUCCCACCGCAUUGGGGCAGCCCGGCUCAUCCUCUGUGUGAGCCAGAUGCAGUCCCUCGUUGGCUCUCACUGUGCUGGGGCUCUGUGCUGUAUAGUUGUCUCUAUUAUAUAUAUAUGUAUGCACUGUAGGUACCAGAGCGGUUUCCGGGUGUGCGUUUCCGUGGCAGCAGAGCACGUGGGGGGUGGGGGUGGGUGUCAGAUGGGACUUUUAGGUUAAGAUGUCUCCACUGGUCUUGUCGGGCUGAAGGCAAGCUGGAGCGCCAGCUGGCCCUCUCUGGGUGCCGGGAGGAAUCCUCCCUCAGUGGUUCCAAGGACACCGCCUCGCCCAGGCCGGAGAGCACUACAACAGGGCAGCAGGUGCUCACUGCCCAGGGUCUGUGUUCCCGGCCGCCUGGUCAGACUGGCGCUGUCCCCAGGAGUAGCCUGCCCGGGCCCCAGCCAGCCGCGGGCCGUGACUGUGUUGGCGCCCUGGGAUCGCCCUCCUCCUCCUUCCAUAGGAUCCUCUUCCUUCUGUUGACUGAAUCUUUGAACUUUGAAAAACAAUGAGCUUUUGCCAAAUAAGACGGGAUAGUUUGUGGAGUCUUUUGAGGAGCAUCAGGACUCAGAGCCAGCCCGUCGUGCCUGGGCCCGGCCAGUGGCGGGCCCUCCCACCCCUGCGAUUCACACCAGUCCAGGGCUGGAGACCCGACUCCUCGCACGCCUGAAACUCUCCAAGGGCCAAGCCAGCUCCUCCUCCCGGCCAGAACACCCUCGAGGGGUCAGCCCACCUUGUGUGGGGCUCCUGGGGGCUGGGUGUCUGUUUGCUCCGCCUGUGUUCCCCCAGACCUCUACUCAAGGCUCCUUGUCCCCAUUGGCUCUGGGAGAGGAGGUCAGGGCUGGAGCCGGGCUCAUCUUCUCACCCCAGUUUGUGAGUUCCCGCAUGGGGCACGCCCAGCUCCCCUCCCCUGUGGUCCCUGACUCCUGGCCCUGCUCCAAUUCCGUCUGUCAGGCAGACGCCGAACACUCCCUUGGGAAUCCUGCCUCCAAGGCCUCCCCAAACGCCAGCCGUCCUGGGAAGAUCCCGGGACUCUGGGAAGGCCAGAACUUUCAGAGGAAACAGCCGUGACUCCUCGCCAUCUGCUCUGAUUCUCUCCUGACCCCACUGCCUUGAGGUAUUAGGAAGAGGGCAGGCCUGUGUGGCAGGCUCUGUGCUGCCACCAGCCCCUUCCCCAGGCAGUUCAACAAUACUCCAAAGUGGGGCACUUUCUUCUCUGGAAACUAAGACAUUGGACAGAAAGGACUGGCUUAGGGGCAGCAGCUGCCUGGUCCUCUAUGCACAGAGGCCACCAGGGGUCACGGGCAGGCGCCUCAGCCCAAGGGCGCUAGUCUUUCUCCUUCCAGGAUCUCCUGGGAAGGGCUGCAGGCCCUCCUGACUUGGUGACUCAGGCAGCCCUCUGCUCAGGAGCCAGGCUUGCCCCCAGAGACAGCUAGAGGAAGGCCGGGCUCGCGGGCCUGCCCUUGGCUGCAGCAAGUAUCUGGCCCUUCCUGCUGUUUCCAGGGCCUCUGGAAGCACCGACCCAUUUCUGUUACCUCUUCUGGCCAGAAAGCCCCAGCAUUGUCCUCCGAAGCUACUCUGGGCUCAGUGCUGGCCCUGUGACCACCUGAUGGACAUGCCAGGCAGCCAGGGCCCCAACCAUGGCAUUUCCAGCUGCUCCCCCAACCCACACACAGCUGCCUGGCAGCUGGGCCCACUGGGGCUCUGGGGACACUUCCAUAGGAAGGGGCCAGCACUUUGUGACUGCCGUGUCUUUAGUGUUAAGCCCCCUGCCCCCAGUGCAAAUCCCUGUGUUUUGCUAUCUCCUGAACAAAAUGUAAACCGACGCCUGAAAGCAAGAGGUAUCGAAUACCUUUCUUACCCAUAAGGGUUUUCUACAAAGAAUGUGUCUCACUAGGAACUGGGAUACUCAUUGGCCAAGACCAACUCCUGGAUAAAAGGAAUAAAGGAGAAUCGUGUUUGUAAUAAGUUACAGGAUUGUUUCUGUCCUGGAUUUUAAACUUUUUGUUAAAUUGUGAAAUUAUGGAGGAGUUUUAUAGAAAAAAAAGUGAAAUAAAGUCAGAUGGGAAAGCAGA
Phacochoerus africanus (Common warthog) is the source of this 4343-nucleotide messenger RNA. It is a transcript of the gene MLLT1, whose product is annotated as MLLT1 super elongation complex subunit. Bases 121 to 1791 code for a protein of 556 amino acids. Gene Ontology annotation, cellular component: super elongation complex. The record is from RefSeq and is a predicted model, not a curated record. Gene Ontology annotation, biological process: regulation of DNA-templated transcription. The transcript has 12 exons. NCBI's taxonomy places the organism in Eukaryota, Metazoa, Chordata, Mammalia, Artiodactyla, Suidae.